AUGAGAGCUGCUGGUACCUUAGCUAAAGAAUGCAUUUCACUGUACCCAAAUUCUACUGCGAUAGUAUUUGACCUACCCGAAGUAGUGGAAAGUUUAAAGAAGGAUCCUGUGUUUUCUCAGGAAAGCUGGAUGACUUUCCAGACAGGGGAUUUUUUUAAAGAUCCGGUUCCUGAAGCUGACCUAUAUAUUUUGGCUAGGAUCCUGCAUAGCUGGAAUGAUGAAAAAUGUAUACAGCUGCUAACCAAACUGCAUAAGGCCUGCAAACCUGGUGGUGGAGUGUUAGUGGUUGAGCUGGUUCUCGAUGAGGAUAAAUGUGGGCCUCCAGAAGCCCACCUACACUCCAUGCUGAUGUUGCUCCACAGUAAGGGGAAAGAACGGACCUCCUCUGAGUACCAGGCACUCUUCACGGCUGCUGGCUUCAAGGAGAUGCAGCUCAAGAAAGGAACGUUGUAUGACACCCUCAUGGGAAGAAAAUAAUUACCCUGCUUCACGCUUCUUUCAUGCUUUUGUGCUUAAAGAACGCUGUCUAAUAAAAUAUAUGUCUAUU
Pogona vitticeps (central bearded dragon) is the source of this 547-nucleotide messenger RNA. The record is from RefSeq and is a predicted model, not a curated record. NCBI's taxonomy places the organism in Eukaryota, Metazoa, Chordata, Lepidosauria, Squamata, Agamidae.